Molecule: messenger RNA, 2338 nt
Organism: Nelumbo nucifera (sacred lotus)
Lineage: Eukaryota; Viridiplantae; Streptophyta; Magnoliopsida; Proteales; Nelumbonaceae
Product: microtubule-associated protein 70-1-like
Biological process (GO): cytoskeleton organization
Molecular function (GO): microtubule binding
Source: RefSeq, a predicted model, not a curated record
UAAACCACUGCUUAAUUAAAAGUAAAAGUCUCUCUCUCACUCUCGAUUUUGCAGGAAAAUAAGACCCAGAGAUCUCUCCCUCUCCUUCCAAGGCACACAGUGUAUUUCUAGGUUUUCAGUUUUUUGAUGCCUGAACCACAAGCAGAUCUCUAAUGGCAGAUGCGCACAUUGGAAAUGGAGAAGUAACACCAAGCUCGGAUUUUGCUAAACCCACAUCGGCUUCGUUCAAGUCCAGGAAGAAGAGCUCGAUUUCUCGGGUCGGUUCUGAGAUCGACGACUUCAUCAAUCUUUUGCACGGUUCCGAUCCAGUCAAAGUCGAGCUCAAUCGUCUCGAAAAUAAAGUUAGAGAUAAGGAGAGGGAACUGGGAGAAGCACAAGCAGAGAUUAAGGUGCUGAAGUACUCGGAACGUCUCAAAGAAAAGGCUGUUGAAGAGCUAACCGAUGAGCUGAAAAAAGUGGAAGGAAAGCUAAAGGCUACCGACAUUCUUUUGGAGAACAAGAAUCUUGAGACCAAGAAGAUAAAUGAUGAGAAAAAAGCAGCUCUUGCUGCACAAUUUGCAGCAGAAGCUACACUCAGAAGAGUCCAUGCUGCUCAAAAGGAUGAUGAUAUGCCUCCUAUUGAGGCCAUCAUCACUCCACUUGAGGCGGAGCUAAAACUUGCUAGGCUGGAGGUCGCAAAGAUACAGGAUGAUAAUAGAGCACUUGACCGACUUACUAAAUCAAAGGAAGCUGCUCUGCUCGAGGCUGAGAGGAUUGUUCAAAUUGCCUUGGCAAAGGCAUCAUUAGUUGAAAAUCUGCAAAACAAGAACCAGGAGCUAAUGAAGCAGAUUGAAAUAUGCCAGGAAGAGAACAAGAUCUUGGACAAAAUGCAUAGGCAAAAGGUUGCAGAGGUAGAAAAGCUAAGUCAAACCGUCCAUGAGCUAGAGGAGGCUGUUCUUGCUGGUGGGGCUGCUGCCAAUGCUGUGCGCGAUUACCAAAGAAAAGUGCAGGAAAUGAAUGAGGAGAGGAAAAUUCUUGACCGGGAACUAGCUCGUGCAAAGGUUACUGCAAACCGUGUUGCAGUUGUAGUUGCAAAUGAAUGGAAAGAUGCCAAUGACAAAGUAAUGCCUGUAAAGCAAUGGCUCGAAGAGAGAAGAUUUUUUCAGGGAGAAAUGCAACAACUUCGAGAUAAACUGGCAGUAGCAGAGCGUGCUGCAAGGUCAGAAGCUCAAUUGAAGGAAAGAUACCAAUUGCGACUAAAAGUUCUUGAAGAAGGUUUGAGACAUUCUCCCAGUGUCAAUGGUCGCACUACUUCAGAAAGAAUCAUAAGCAAUGGGCCUUCAAGAAGGCAGUCCCUUGGUGGAGUGGAAAGCUUCUCCAGAAAUUAUGCCGAUGGCUUUUCAUCAAGGAGGUCUUCAAAUUUACGGCUUGCAACUGUGUCUUCCAACAGUGCAAGUGCAUUGUUAAAAAAUGUGAAAUGUUCAUCAAGGUCAUUUGAUGGUGGUAGCAGAUCAAUUGACAGAAGCAAGGUUACAUCAGACAGAGAUGGGAAAGAUACUACUGACAACCAAACCAGUGAUGGCAUACAAAGUAAUGAGACAGCUAGUACAUGUAAAGAGACUUCAAAUGGGAAACCAAAUGAGAACAUGAAAACAGAUCAUGAAGAUUAUGUGUCUGGACUUUUGUAUGAUAUGUUACAAAAAGAGGUUAUUACUUUGAGAAAAGCAUGUCAUGAGAAGGAUCAGAGCCUUAAGGACAAGGAUGAUGCAAUUGAGAUGCUGGCAAAGAAGGUUGAUACCUUGAAUAAAGCAAUGGAAGUUGAGGCCAAAAAGAUGCGAAGAGAAGUAGCUUCCAUGGAAAAGGAAGUUGAAGCAAUGCGUGCUAACAAUGAUCCAAGGGGACGGCGCCUCAGUGCUCCCAGGGGGGCUGUUAAUAGUUCUCAGUUGCUUUUUGCAAGGAACUUACGGCACUCAUAAUGCAUAUUCGGCUGCAAGGCAAUGACUGGGACGGGAUGAUUUUUGCAUUUUCAGUUCUCCGGUCAUAGGUUUGUAUUGUUUUAUUAUGUUUUGCCUUUUUCCCCCUCUAAUUUUAUAUAUUUAUCUGGCCUGCUGUUGCUCCUACAUUUCAAAAGGGAGUGAUUAGAGGCUAUUCGGUAUCAUUGGCUGCUUUCUGAGGUUGAUGUGGCUGUGUCGGAGAUGAAUGUCUGGUUGUUUUUUUCCCUUUUCCCUCCUUUUUUUUCUCGUUUUCCCUGUGCCUCGGCUAAGCCAGUCUGUAAAAAACCGUCUUUGGGUUUCAGGGUGGCAUUACCCUGUUGUAUAUUUUUGUAGGAAUAAGAUUGAAUCAUCCCAAUUUGUGCAUA